AUGGCUAUCCGUAUUAUUUUGCUCUUCGCUGCCUUCGAGUAUGUUGGAACUCUUCGAUGUUAUCAGUGCAAUGGAUGGCAAGGAGAUUAUCCACUGAAGAAUACUGAAGCUUCGACUUGCAACAAUCUAAACAAUCAAUGCAAGUCGGAUUUGUACUGUGUGAAGAUCAGUGAUCCAAUGUCACCUGGCGUUCCCUACACGACCUACAAGUCUGAUUGCUGGGCUCGAAACAACCUGCAAGUAACUCCCACAAACAGCGUUACAGUACAAAGCGGAUCGUGUUACGAUUAUGAAGACGCCACGGUUCCGUCGAGAAGAUGGAAGUACUGCUUUUGCAAUAACGAGGACUACUGCAAUGCGGUUCCCGAAUGGCACCUAAGCAUCAUGGUCACGCUUCCCCUUCUUUUCAGCAUUCUCCUAUGA
Molecule: messenger RNA, 423 nt
Organism: Necator americanus (New World hookworm)
Lineage: Eukaryota; Metazoa; Nematoda; Chromadorea; Rhabditida; Ancylostomatidae
Exons: 5
Coding region: 1-423 (140 amino acids)
Source: RefSeq, a predicted model, not a curated record